Bursaphelenchus xylophilus (pine wood nematode) is the source of this 2341-nucleotide messenger RNA. The record is from the annotation of a GenBank genome assembly. NCBI's taxonomy places the organism in Eukaryota, Metazoa, Nematoda, Chromadorea, Rhabditida, Aphelenchoididae.
AUGUCACAGGAUGGGAACCAAGAUAAUUCGAAGAUCAACGACGUUGAUGUAGCCGAUUCCGAGGAGACGACCAUCAAGAAGCCGAGAACUGAUGUCUCCGAGCCCAUUUCGAUCAACAGCACCACGAAUGCAGAACCGAGUGGACGUCCAUUGCCCAUGUUCGUUGCGGGUAAGUUGAAUUUUCGCCGCUUUCCCGUUGAAAUUAAGAUCAGAGAACCAAAUUUUUAGUGAUCUUUGUUUUUUCUCGUCGUUUGUUUGCAUGUAAUACCUUUUUUGAUGAAAUUGCCUCCUUGGUUACGCGCUGGGGUUUCGCCUCAAUUUAGUGAGAUCUCUGGCGCAACGGAUAUCCCAAAUUUGUACUUAUGUCAUAAUAUUGUGCAAGAUUAUUGGACUCUUUUGUCAUGGAUAAUAUAAAAUAAAAAAAUCGCUUAAAAAUUCGAAAUAAUGCAUUCAAAACAUUGCAGGUGCAUCCCCAAACAAGUACUUGACCCUCGAUCAGUUCAAGGAGUUCCAGCAGAUGAACGAUGAGCUCAAAAACAUGGCCAUAGCACAUGAGAUUUCGUUGGAUCCGAAUUUCUCAAUUGAAGGUCUGAAGGAAAAAAGUUCGACUCAGCUCUCAAAGCAGGUUGAGGAGAUGGGAAAGAAGGCAUUUUAUGACAUUUUGAGAGAGCGAUUAGCCGAGGAUCCGCCUAAUUAUACACCUUUCUUCUCCUUGUAUGCAGAACUAAAAGAUCUCGCGUUGGAGGCUUCAACGGCCGCUUCAGCGAAGAUUUUUGAUAACUUUGACCCUGAAGAGCCAAAGAGGUCAGUUUGAAAAAGUUUUUACGAUUGUCUACUCUUUGAGAUUGUUUGUUUUUAUGACGUUUUUUCUAAUUUGGCUAUGAGGUGAAAUUUUUUUAAUUUUUUGCACUGUGCAGAAUAAUUUGACCAAAAUUUUCGAAAUUUAAAAUUAACUUAUGAUCGUUUAGACAACAAGAAAAUAACUGUUUGGACAUGGUCGGACUGGUCCACGCCUUUGUUGACAAACUUGGCAAAAUUUGCGCUCCAAUCCGAGAUAGUCAAGUGGCCAAGUUGAAGAAGGAAAAUGACCUCGUAAACUUGUUCAGGUAAGCAUGAAAUGCUUAUACAAGACGUUUUUACAGUGGAGUACACACUUUGCUCGACGAUAUGAAACACGACAUGUUGAACUUUACGGUAAAGGCCAACAGACAUCAAAUUCUUCAGCAUUCGGUUCAAAUGGAGUCUCAGCAGUUUUUGAAACUCCUCAAAUUUUCUCCACGUAAGAGAUUUUCACAUUUUCUAAGGAAUUUUUGAAUUCCUUUUUGGGUUACUGACAGUAAAACUUACUGUAAUUUACUUUUUCAUACUGUAUCUUUAGACCUUGCAAAUGAAACACGAGCUUGGCUGGCCGAAGCCACCGCCGAAUAUCAAUCGAAACUCCCGCCAGACCAGCCAAUGCCCAGUAAAAUCACAGAGAAACAGCUCACCCAGAUCUUGGCCAUAGGCUAUGCAAGGCUUUUGGAUGGAAAAAGAACCGGAGAUUUGUUCCCAGAAACUCUAAAAUAUGAUAUAUUGAGGGUGGAGAAGUUGUGGAAGGAGAAAUUCCGGCUGGUAAUUUGUCUGACAUCAGUUUUCAUUGCAUCGAAUUUGGCUGGAAAGCAAGUUUGCGAAGAAACGGACUUCAAAAAACGACUGAAAAAUAAUUUGCUGGCGCUUUUGCAGGAUGUGGAUGAAAGGUAGGGGUGGAAGAGACUAUGUUCUGUCUGAAAAUGUCUUGAUUUGGAAUUUGUUUUGACAAUGAUCAUCGUUUUUGGCCAUGUUUCUUAAGUUUUGUCAAGUAUAACAUAACUUUUUGUUUAGUAAACUAAAAGAAGCUUUGGAAACAGUUUUUUUGGAGUGUGAUCGACAGCUGAAGACAUCACUUGGCGAUAAAUGGAACGAAACCUUCUCGGCCCUCCUGAAACGACAGAUUAUUGCGGUGGAAAAUGAGAGUAACCCGGUCAGAAGGAUAGUUGGUAAGUUUUUGGUCAAAAGAUAACUUUAGAAGCUAUUCAGAAUGGCGUAAAGUUUUUUAAGUAAUUGAGUAAUAAACUUAAUUUUAGAGGAUCGAAUGUUCUCGAUCAUUAGCACGAUCCUCACCGGCCCUCAGGCAAUGAAAGAUCAGGGCAGCCGCCUGCCGCCCGGACUCAGUCUAAUCGAAGAGGAAUUGGUCGCUCUGAUCAGCCAAUACCUCCCAGUCACAUUCCACAACUCUCGGAGCUUCUGCCAAUUCUACACCGCCACCAUCAACGAACAUCUCCACCACCAAUCCAGCCCUCAAAAACCUUCCACAUCUCAAUAG